AUGGAAUCUGAUUCCAAGUACGUCGCGUACAACAACUCUGUCACCACAGUGGGUAACACAUGCGGAAUUGACUUCAGUCAGGACAGCGUCUUCCUUCCAGCUCUUUAUGGCCUUUUAUUCAUUAUUGGGACCCCUCUCAACCUGCUUGCUCUGUUUGGUCUGUACAGGUUAAUCAAGUCUGAAAAUGUCUUACCGGUGUAUGUCAUUAACCUGUUACUCGCAGAUGUUCUUCAGCUAUUCACUUUACCCCUGUGGAUGGAUUAUUACGGCAAUGGCCAUUAUUGGCGUUUUGGACCCCGAGGCUGCCAAAUCAUGGGUUUGCUUUUUUACAUCAGCAUUUAUGCCGGCAUAUUCUUCAGGUGCAUCAUAUCCCUGGAACGUCAUUUGGCGAUAGCCAGGCCAUUUAAAUUCCAAGCCUUGCGAAAGCUGAAAUUUGCACGAUGGAUAGCACUUGGCAUAUGGGUUUUAAUUGCAAUGCCUCCUACUAUUGCCUUUAACAAACUAUUUCCCAAACAUGAAAAUUAUACACUCUGCAUAGAAAAGUACCCCUCUGAGCAAGGUUUUAUCACCUACCGACUUAUUACCCUGCUGCUUUCAUUCAUUGUCCCCCUGGCUUUCAUCGUUGGUCUCCACAUUCAGACCCUCCAUUCACUAAAAGCACUUGGUUCCCUUGUCUCUGAUGAAAAGAAACGCAUCAGGGCAUUACUCACCCUCCUCGUUGUCAUAUUCGUCACGGUCUUAGGACCCUAUCAUUUCAUUGGAUGUGUGAAGUACGUGGGACUACUUCUUACCACCAACAUUUGUGAUUGGGAAAUAAAAAUAUUUAUGCCCUAUCAGGUCAGCAGAGGCCUGCUCAGCCUGAACAGUCUCCUGAAUCCAAUACUUUACAUCUUCAUGCGUACUGAUUUCAGAGCAGCCACAGCUAAUUAUCUACCCUGCUUGAGAAGGAUGAGGAGCCUAAGUCUGAGGACUUCUGAUCAAACAAACACCACUGAUUCCUAA
Chanos chanos (milkfish) is the source of this 1002-nucleotide messenger RNA. Its product is annotated as G-protein coupled receptor 4. The transcript has a single exon. The record is from RefSeq and is a predicted model, not a curated record. Gene Ontology annotation, biological process: G protein-coupled receptor signaling pathway. Gene Ontology annotation, molecular function: G protein-coupled receptor activity. NCBI's taxonomy places the organism in Eukaryota, Metazoa, Chordata, Actinopteri, Gonorynchiformes, Chanidae. Bases 1 to 1002 code for a protein of 333 amino acids. Gene Ontology annotation, cellular component: membrane.